Molecule: messenger RNA, 447 nt
Organism: Lathyrus oleraceus (garden pea)
Lineage: Eukaryota; Viridiplantae; Streptophyta; Magnoliopsida; Fabales; Fabaceae
Product: 40S ribosomal protein S28
Exons: 2
Coding region: 59-256 (65 amino acids)
Biological process (GO): translation; ribosomal small subunit assembly; maturation of SSU-rRNA
Cellular component (GO): ribosome; cytosolic small ribosomal subunit
Molecular function (GO): structural constituent of ribosome
Source: RefSeq, a predicted model, not a curated record
UCUGGCCGCUUCAUUCGGGUCUUCUACUCUUCCUACCCCACCACCCAAUUCUACUGCAAUGGAUAGUCAAGUGAAGUAUGCUAAGGUUGAGCAAAUUGUGGGGCGCACUGGUUCAAGGGGACAGGUGACUCAAGUUAGAGUGAGUUUUAUGGAUGACCCGACCCGUCGCAUUAUGAGGAAUGUGAAAGGACCUGUUAGAGUGGGUGAUGUUCUCACUCUAUUGGAGUCUGAAAGAGAAGCCAGGAGGUUGCGUUAGAGGCAUAUACUCAAUAUUCUGGUGCUGGAUUUAAUAAUAAAAUUGAUCUUUUUUUGGUAUUAUUUAUAUGGCCAAUGUUAUUGUGAAACACUUUGUUAUGAAUUGAUCUUUUAUUUGGCCAGUCUUUGAUUCGGCGGAUUUGCUUUGAUUUAGUGUUUUCGGUUAUGUUAAUAAUAAUUUGCUUUGAUUUA